Molecule: messenger RNA, 2625 nt
Organism: Metopolophium dirhodum (rose-grain aphid)
Lineage: Eukaryota; Metazoa; Arthropoda; Insecta; Hemiptera; Aphididae
Exons: 2
Coding region: 1-2625 (874 amino acids)
Source: RefSeq, a predicted model, not a curated record
AUGGUUCUCGAUGAGGAUAAUGAGAAACAGAUGAUCUUAUUAAGAAAAAAACGUGGAGUGGUGAAGGCCUCAUUAACACGACUUCGUAAUUUUGUAAAGGAAUUUGAUCACAAUGAACAGUCAAUCUCUCUCCUCGAGUUUCGUCAAGAAGAAUUACCUAAUAUAAAUAAAAAAUUUGACGCAGUUCAAUGUGAGAUUGAGUUAAUUACGGAAGAACCAGAGAAGGAAGAAGAAGAACGAGCAUUAUUUGAAAGGAACUACUUCGAAACAAGAUCUCAAAUGCAAGAAAUCAUCAACACCCGGAGCUCUUCAAGUACGGUAGGGCCAAAUACAUCGUUUGGAUCGUCAAGUAAUACAAACCGGGUUAGAUUGGCACCUAUACCUUUGCCCACAUUUAACGGUGACAUUGAAAACUGGGAGGCCUUUUAUGAUGUUUUUCGCGCGUUGGUUCACAAUGAUGAAGGGCUUACGUCAGUACAAAAAUUAUAUUAUUUAAGAUCCUGUUUGAGUGGUCCAGCUUUAGAUAUCGUUAGUUCAAUCCCGAUGGUCGACGGAAAUUAUGAGGUGUUUACCGAACGGCUGAAGCAGAGAUAUGACAACAGAAGCCUCGUGAUACAGACGCACAUAAGAGCGCUUCUUGAUGCACCUCGUGUAGAUACCGCUACCAUAGAAGCGUUACAAUUACUACAUUCACACAUUGGAAGUCAUGUAGCUGCGCUUAAGGCCUUAGGCCAACCAAUAGAGCAGUGGGACGCAUGGCUAGUUACCAUUAUUCUAAGGUGUCUUGACAAGAAUACGGCACAUGAGUGGCAGCUUCGACAAGAGGACUCGCAAUUACCCAAGUACAUAGACAUAGAAAGGUUUUUAGCCAGAAGAUGUAUUGCAUUUGAAAAUUCAAACUCGGAAAUACAGUCACGAUCUCAUAGUCAACCAAUGGCAACAGGCCAACACCAAUCAACUAGUAAACAAAGAAAGUCGGAGAAAACUACCAAAAUGGCAUUUUUAGUCACUGGAAGGGGUCAGACCACAAAAUGUCCAUGCUGUACCGGGUUGCAUAGGAUAUAUGCGUGUGACAAGUUUAAGGACUUGAGUAUAAAUGAUCGUCUAAAUAUUAUACGAGACACUCAUUUAUGUUUUAAUUGUUUGUCCGCGUAUCAUACAACGAAAACAUGCAAGUCAAACGGUUCAUGUGGAGAGUGUGGGUUGAAGCAUAAUACUCUACUACAUUUCUCAAAAAGUGUAUCCGAUGACCAGAAGGUUAGCAAUACAAGUGAAGGAGAAUCAUCUGCAACUGGUGCGUUAUCAGCUACCUUAUGGUCAUCAGGGAACCGUUAUGCAUUUUUAGCUACAGCACAAGUGAUCGUCAAAAAUACAAAUGGAAUGCAGUUCAUAUGUCGUGCCGUGUUAGACAGCGGCGCUCAAGUGAAUUUUAUAUCUAAAAGGUUACAAAACGUACUUAAACUAUCAGGAGAAAGGGUUGCAUUGCCAGUGAGUGGAAUCGGUGCAAGCAGAACACAAUCGACUACAAGGGUAGACAUCAAGGUUUGUUCCCGAGUAUCACCAUUCCAAGCUAACAUAUCAUGUUACGUGUUACCAUCAAUUGUCAACACAUUAUCAUCAAGUACAAGACCCUCAGACGGCUGGGGAAUCAAAGAAAAUAUACUCUCACAGUUAGCUGACCCUCAGUUCGACCAAGCAGGUACCAUCGAUAUGUUAAUGGGUGCAGGAAUAUUUUUUGAGUUGUUAGAGUCAGAAAGGAUUCCGCUUCAAACUGGUAAUCUCACAUUACAAUCCACAAAAUUAGGCUGGGUUAUGACCGGAGAGUUUAACGUUAAUUGCUUAGUGAGUAUUGGAGCGUCAUUAGAAGACGAAUGGCGAACAAUGAAAACAGAUCAAGGAUUGUUCGGUAGGUUAUCCAAGGCCAAUAAGCGUCAUGUAGAAGAACAGGAAACGGUACGACAUUUCGAAAAAACUGCCACCAGGAGAGCUGAUGGUCGGUUUGUGCUCCGUCUACCUGUAAAACCAGAAGUUAGCCAACUAGGCGAUAGCAUAUCUAUGGCCAUGUCACGCUUCAUUAGCGUUGAAAGAAGAUUAUCACGAGAUGAACAACUACGUACCGAGUAUGUAAAAUUCAUGACACAAUAUUUAGAAAUGGGUCACAUGGAGGAAGUAAUUGAAAACGAAAUUCCAACAUCAAGGCAAUUUUACUUACCACACCACGCAGUGGUCAAAACGGCCAGUCUAACUACAAAGGUACGAGUAGUUUUCGACGCAUCAGCUAAGAGCUCAUCAGGACUAUCUUUAAACGAUGUCCUAAUGUGUGGCCCGAGUAUCCAAGAAGAAUUGUUUUCGAUCUUAUGUCGGUUUAGAAGUCAUCAGUUCGUUAUCACUGCGGACGUAGAAAAAAUGUUUCGACAGGUAGAGGUUGCAGAAGAAGACCGAAACUUGCAGCGUAUCGUCUGGAGGUCAAACCCUAGUGAAGCGUUACGGACUUAUAGACUGGGAAGAGUUGCAUACGGUACAACUUCUGCUUCAUUCAUGACCACAAAAUGUCUGUCAGUCCUAUCAGAAGAAUUCAACAGUCAGUUUCCCAAUGCAGCUAAGGCAAUGUUGAUGCGGGCCUAG